Molecule: messenger RNA, 903 nt
Organism: Salpingoeca rosetta
Lineage: Eukaryota; Choanoflagellata; Craspedida; Salpingoecidae
Exons: 2
Coding region: 1-903 (300 amino acids)
Biological process (GO): DNA repair; DNA replication
Cellular component (GO): nucleus; Slx1-Slx4 complex
Source: RefSeq, a predicted model, not a curated record
AUGACACGUGAUGCAAGCAACACGAGCAGUGGGGAGAAGAAGAACAGUGGUGGCAGCGCGAGCACAAUUGACACUGGCAUGAUACAAGACAUGCUGGACGAAGACACGAUGCUGUACAUGUUCGAAAACAGCAUGUACGAUGAUGAUGAUGAUGACGAUGGUGGUGGUGUUGAUGGUGGCGGUGAUGAUGGUGAUGGUGAUGGUAACAGUGUGGUGGCUGAAAUGUUGCCGCCAAGCCCUUUCGGCGUUCAUGACAACAACAACAACGAGGACGAUGUUGACGAUGACGUUGAUGAUGAUGGUGAUGAUGGUGAGGAUGAUGAUGAUGAUGACGAUGAUGAUGACUCGCUACCAUCAUUGUUUGCGUCAAGCCGGUAUGAUGCACAGCUGGCCAAUCACAGCAGUGACAGCCACGAUGAUGAUGAUGAUGAUGAUGAUGAUGAUGAUGAUGACGACGACGACGACGAAAACGCGAUUGUUCACGCCACCGAUGAUGAUCAUGACAGUCGCAAUGCCGUGGCGGUUGUUGUUGGCCGCAAAGACGACAAUCACAACACCAACAGCGACGACGGUGAUGAUGAUAGCAACAGUGAUGACAAUGACGAUGACGAUGAGAUGCGUGCGCUGCGCCGUGCUGUGCGUGCUGACGUGGAGCUGUACGAGCACGUGCUGUUGUAUCGGCCAAUCCCGCUUGCACGCAUCCGCGCGUGUGCGACGAUGGCGGGCAUGCGACGCUGGGGCGAAGACAAGCUGAAGCGCUUCUGUAACCAACACGGCAUCACAUACACAGCCGACGAUGGUGGCGGUGGACGGACGAGACGGAAACGGCGCACGCAGCGGCGAGCACCUCGUGCGCAGAAGACCACGGCCAAGCACAGGGGUUUCUGCCAUUGCUACGAAUAA